GAUCACGUGAUCCGCUAUGGCUCUCCGCCGCUGAUGUCCCGGCUGCCGGGAAGAUAAGAUGGCCGCCUGCUACUAAGACUGACGGUGACGGCUGCGGGUUGUGCGCGGACAUCGGACUCUCUCUCUCGUUUGUCCUUAGACUGCAGACCCAACUGUGACGAUGGCGAGCCUGGUACCACAGAACCUGUUAUCCUACGUGGAAGAGGGCAAUAUAGCUGUUCUGAAGACUGUCUUGGAGAAAUGCAAGGAUGUGGAUGAGAGAAAUGAGAAUGGGCAGACUGCGCUGAUGCUAGCAGCCGAACAGGGCAACUUGGAGAUUGUCCAGGAGCUGCUCCAAAAAAGAGCCAACUGCAACCUAGAGGAUGUUGAUAACUGGACUGCGCUCAUUUCUGCCGCCAAGGAAGGGCAUCUGGAGAUUGUUAGGGAACUAGUAGACUGCAAUGCCAACCUGGAGCACCGUGAUAUGGGAGGAUGGACCGCACUUAUGUGGGCUUCAUACAAAGGAUGCACUGAGGUUGUGGAUCUUCUUCUGUCUAAAGGAGCAAAUCCUAACAUAACUGGCCUGCAAUACAGCGUGUACCCCAUUAUUUGGGCAGCUGGGCGAGGACACUCCGAUAUACUCAAGCUUUUACUGCAGUACGGAGCGAAGGUCAAUUGCUCGGACAAGUAUGGAACUACUCCCCUGAUUUGGGCUGCAAGAAAGGGGCACUUGGAAUCUGUCAAGUCUCUGCUACAGAGGGGAGCUGAUGUGGAUCAGGAGGGAGCUAACUCCAUGACCGCUCUGAUUGUAGCAGUAAGAGGCGGCUACACGAACACCGUAAAGGAGAUUUUGAAGAGGAACCCCAAUGUAAAUCUGACAGAUAAAGAUGGUAACACAGCUUUAGCUAUUGCCGCCAAGGAAGGUCACACUGAGAUUGUACAGGAUCUGCUCGAUGCCGGAACCUAUGUCAAUAUUCCUGACCGAAAUGGAGACACUGUCCUGAUUGGCGCUGUACGUGGCGGCCAUGUGGAAAUUGUCCGUGCCUUGCUGCACAAAUAUGCUGAUAUAGACAUCAGAGGACAGGAUAACAAAACGGCGUUGUACUGGGCUGUAGAGAAAGGAAAUGCUACUAUGGUUCGUGAUAUCCUCCAGUGUAACCCGGACACUGAGUUCUGCACAAAGGAUGGAGAGACCCCACUGAUUAAGGCGACAAAGAUGAGAAGCAUUGAAGUGGUGGAGCUCUUGCUCGACAAAGGCGCAAAGGUGUCUGCAGUUGAUAAGAAAGGAGAUACUCCACUUCACAUUGCUAUCAGGGGCAGAAGCCGGAAACUUGCAGAGCUGCUGCUGAGGAACCCGAAAGAUGGGCGUUUACUGUACAGACCUAACAAAGCUGGAGAGACCCCGUACAACAUAGACUGCAACCACCAGAAGAGCAUUCUCACCCAGAUAUUCGGGGCCAGGCAUCUUUCUCCUACCGAAUCUGAUGGUGACAUGCUGGGGUAUGACUUGUACAGCAGUGCCCUGGCUGACAUUCUCAGUGAGCCCACCAUGCAGCCACCCAUCUGCGUCGGACUUUAUGCUCAGUGGGGAAGUGGAAAGUCGUUUUUGCUUAAGAAGCUUGAAGAUGAAAUGAAGACCUUUGCUGGGCAGCAGAUUGAGCCACUCUUCCAGUUCUCCUGGCUCAUUGUAUUUCUCAUCUUGAUGAUGUGUAGCACUCUUGGGCUGCUGCUGGCGUUCACCGUGGAUGCUAAGCUGGGGAUAUCGGUGUCACUCAGUUUAUUGGCUGUCCUCUACAUAUUCUUCACUGUGGUGUACUUUGGUGGACGACGAGAGGGGGAGAAUUGGAACUGGGCCUGGGUGCUGAGUACAAGGCUGGCACGUCAUAUUGGGUACCUGGAGCUACUGCUGAAAUUAAUGUUUGUGAACCCUCCGGAGCUCCCAGAACAGACCACCAAGGCCUUGCCAGUCAGGUUCCUUUUCACAGACUACAAUAGACUGUCCAGUGUUGGGGGUGAGACGUCCAUGGCGGAAAUGAUUGCCACUCUGUCUGAUGCGUGUGAGAGGGAGUUCGGCUUUUUAGCAACUCGACUCUUCAGGGUGUUCAAAACAGAGGAAACACAAGGGAAAAAGAAAUGGAAGAAGACCUGUUGCCUCCCAUCAUUUGUCAUCUUCAUCUUUAUCAUGGCGUGCAUCUUUACUGGUGUCAUCUUACUGGCGGUCUUUAAAGUGGAUGCGAAGAACAUGACAGUGAACUCUAUUCUGAUAGCCGUGGCCUGCGUGGUUGGCCUGGUGUUAGUCUUGAAUUGUCUCACAUGGUGGCAGGUCAUGGAUUCCAUAUUGAACUCCCAGCGUAAGCGACUGCACAGCGCAGCCUCCAGACUUCACAAAUUGAAGAGCGAGGGGUUCAUGAAGGUUCUAAAGUGGGAAGUGGAACUGAUGGCUAAAAUGGCAAAGACCAUAGAUGGCUUCACACAAAACCAGACCAGACUGGUUGUGAUCAUUGAUGGGCUGGAUGCCUGUGAGCAGGAUAAAGUUCUACAUAUGUUGGACACAGUCCGCAUUUUGUUCUCAAAGGGUCCGUUCAUAGCAAUCUUUGCCAGUGACCCACACAUUAUUAUUAAGGCCAUAAACCAAAACCUUAAUAGCGUUCUGAGAGACUCUAACAUUAAUGGACAUGAUUACAUGCGCAAUAUUGUGCACCUGCCGGUCUUCCUGAACAGCCGUGGCUUCGGCAAUGCCAGAAAGCUAUGCGUGGCAUCAACUACCAACGGAGAUGUGCAAGGGCUGGAUAAUGCAGGGGGCAAUGAAGAUCCUGAUCGACGGGUGUCACAGCACAGUCUUGCGGAGGCCACGAAACUUGGCAGCAAAACAGCGUUGAACAGACGGGAUACGUACAGGAGACGGCAGAUGCAGCGCACUGUCACCCGCCAGAUGUCAUUUGACCUGACCAAACUGCUGGUAACAGAAGACUGGUUCAGUGACAUCAGUCCCCAGACCAUGAGAAGAUUAUUAAACAUUGUUUCAGUAACAGGAAGGUUAUUGAGAGCAAACCAGAUACAUUUUAAUUGGGACAGGUUGGCCUCCUGGAUAAACCUUACAGAACAGUGGCCGUAUAGAACGUCCUGGCUGAUUCUGUACCUGGAGGAGACGGAGGGGGUCCAUGAUCAAGCAACUCUGAAGACGAUUUAUGAAAGAAUUUCUAAAAAUAUCCCCACUACAAAAGACGUGGAACCGUUACUUGAAAUUGAUGGCGACAUUAGAAAUUUUGAGGUUUUUCUAUCAUCCAGGACGCCAGUGCUUGUGUCACGGGACGUUAAGACUUUCUUACCAUGCACAGUUAACUUGGAUCCAAAACUUCGGGAAAUCAUUGCAGACGUGCGUGCUGCCAGGGAGCAGAUGAAUAUUGGGGGCUUCCCCUAUCCUACCUUGCCCUUACAAGAUGCUCCACCCAGGGCAACCUCUGUGUUUAGCCAGCCACCCUCUGUCUGCUCCUCCUCCUCAUUUAAUGGGCCGUUUCCUGCAGGGGUUAUGUCGCCACAGCCUCCCAGCAGUUACUAUAGCGGUAUGACUGGCCCUCAGCAUCCAUUCUAUAAUCGGCCAUUCUUUGCACCUCAUGCUUACCUACCGAGAUAUUACUUUCCAAACUCUCAACAUCCCAUAUCACGUCCGUCUGUAAAACCCAGUAUUUCCAGAGAUCAGACCACUGGCUUAGACAUUAUUGAAGAAGAUGCAGCGGAGACUGUGCCUACUCCCACACACUCGCCUCUGGCUACAGGUGGCAGCGUUGUCGGAGCGCACGGUUCUGCGCUGGCAUCCAUGAAUGUGGAAGCUGUGUGUGAAAAACUGAAGCAAAUUGAUGGCAUUGACCAGAGCAUGUUGGCUCAGUACACUGCAACCAUCCACAAGGCCAACAUCAAUGGCCGGGUCCUGACACAGUGCAGCAUGGACGAGCUGAGGAAAGAGAUGAGCAUGAAUUUCGGAGACUGGCAUCUUUUCAAAAGCGCACUUCAAGAAAUGAGAAGCUCUGACAUGCAGAUUCAUCCUGAAGAACCCCGGAUGGUGACCGAACAGGUCAGAAACAUGGCAGCACAUGGCGACAUCGGCCGCCGUACAGUACCAAACCCAGAUUUGCCACACACGGACCUUGCUGGUCAGAACUACGACUUCAGUUUUAGCUUUGAGGAGCUGAACGCGCUGGGCUUUGAAGAGGCGCCACGGAAUGUUGGUGUGGCUUGGCAGGGACGGCCACAUAGAACCCCAAGUUUGACCAGCCUUAAUUCCCAGGACUCCACCCAUGAAAUCAUAAAGUUGACCGAUAAAGUUCAAGCAGAAUAUAGAGAUGCAUACAGAGAGUACAUAGCUCAGAUGGCCCAAAUUGAAGGUGCGGUGAGUUCUACUACAAGUGGCAGGUCUUCUCCAAUGAGCUCCAGUGCUUACUACAUUGGGCAGAGCACUUCUGUGAGCUCCAUUCACUCCAGUGCAGAUCAAGAUAAAGGUAAAGAUUUAGAGCCCAAGCAGGAAGAUGGAAGAAAAACCUUUCUGUUGAAGAGAAAUGAUGUUGUCGAUUACACGUCCUCAACGGUUUCUACUACUGAUGCUUCUCCUCUGGACCCAAUUACAGAAGAAGAUGAGAAGUCCGACCAGUCUGGAUCAAAGCUUCUUCCAAGUAAAAAGAAUGCAGAGAGAACCAAUCUCUUCCAAGCAGCAGAUCUAAAACUUAAAGGAACUGGUCUUCGCUACCAGAAGCUGCCAAGUGAUGAAGAUGAGUCGGGGCCAGAGGAAUCCGACAACACUCCACUUCUUAAGGAAGGCAAAGACAAAAAACCUGAUGCACCCAAAGAUAAUGUGGCUGACUACUCACCUGAGGCUGUCAGAACAUUCAUCAAAGCAAAGGAGUAUUUAUCUGACGCUAUGCUUGACAAGAAAGACUCCUCCGACUCUGGUGUGAGGUCCAACGAAAGUUCUCCAAACCAUUCUCUCAACAAUGAAGCUACAGACGACUCCCAACUUGAAAAAGCUAACCUUAUUGAGCUUGAGGAUGAUCGUAUGAGAGGGAAGAGGGGCAUACCAAACAGUCUGAGCGGCCUUCAGGACCCCUCCAUAGCUCGCAUGUCUAUCUGCUCUGAAGACAAGAAAAGCCCAUCAGAGAGCAGUCUUAUAGCCAGCAGUCCUGAGGAGAACUGGCCAUCUUGCCAGAAAGGCUACAAUCUCAAUCGCACUCCCAGUACAGUGACCCUCAACAACAAUACUGCAAAUCAAAAUUUUGAAGCCACAGAGGAAGCAAAAGAAGAAUCUCCAAUCAUAGUUGUGCCUGGGUCCAGCCCCGUGCACAAUGAAAACCUGAAGCGCAUGACCAACAAGAGAGGUCAACGUUCAGGAUACAGCCGAUUGGCAAAAGAUGCGUCUGAGCUGCGCACCGUCUCUACCAGUGACACUGCUGGCUUUGCAGAAGAACGAGAGAGACCUGGCAAAUAUUUAAAUGCACACACCAGCAAGUAAACUAGUAAAGAGCAUUGAAUCCUUUCAGCCACCGUAGCUCCGCUUCGCAGAUCUUUCUGCUGCCUUUUCCAUGUGAAAAGAAGAGAAGAUCUUGUUCCAGAGAAUUUCUUACCACUAGAUUUUGUGCUCUUCAUUAGCCUGUUUGUUAUGCCAUCAUGCCCUCAUUCUAUAAACGUGCAUAAUGAAUCAUUCACGAGCCACUUUUAUUUACAUAUGUCAACAAAAUCACAACUAUCAUAUUAAAAAUACCUCUUUAAGUUUCUAAAGCGUUGUAUGGGGAUUUGUUUAAAAAAGAAAAUCUCCUUGUAAAAGUCUUCACAACCACCUAUAAUUAGGCAUGUUAGCCUUGAACGACAGAGGUUUGUAUGGGGUUGGUGAAGCCUGAUAAGCAGUGCACUGGGGAGUGGUCUGCACUUAUUCUAAACAAAUGCUAAUUUGUUUUAAGGGAUGACACUCUACCCCUCUCUUAUUUAGUCUUUGUAUAUAUACACGCAUACGCAAUGUUUGGGUUUGAAACCGUAGUGGAUCUAACUGUAGUCGUAAAUCUAAAUCAAACCACAAGGAAAUGCAGUCGGAACACAGCUGCCAGGGUCCCCUGCAACAGUGAAUAGAAAAUUCUUUCAAUUGCGGUCUUGGAUUUAUUUAAUAAUGAUGACAAUAAUUGAGGUUCGUAAAUCGCCCCCAAACCACCAUUUUAAUAUGUCAGUGUGCCAGACAUCAUUGAAAAUUCUAGAACGUUGGUGUGAAUUUCCCCAGUUCACACAUAUAUUGGAAUUACUGGUUUAGAUCUUAAAUACAGUUAAGAAUAUUAACCUCUUUUCGUUAUCUGUCCAAUAUUUCGUUUUGUGCGGGCAAAGUAUACAAGGGUGUGAAGACUUUUACAAGGGUCUUGACAUGCCGUUUUCAAAACUGUUGCCAUCUUCUCUCACUAUAAAUCCAUCACUGUAACUCUUGGUUCUUAGAGUGGUUAUGUUUUUUUCUCUUUCUAAAGAGUUUCCAGGUUCGGCUCUGAUUUGAUCUGAAUUCAAAUCUGUGUAUUAUUAUUGUUGGUGUUCACAAGUGUAAUUUGACAGUGUAAAAGUGAGCUUGUCUAGUGCCAUAAUGCUUUCUAUACCGUGGUUUAUUGCCUGUGAUGCACACCUUGAAUACAUUGUCUGCAUGUGAUUUGCAUGCUCUAGAGGUGUAGUUAUUAUCAGAACGUUUAAUAUUGUGCUAUCCUUGUCUGUUUUUACGUCAUAUCACCACUGUUAUCCUAACCUGGAGAUACACAGUCCUCUUAUUCAAUCCGAUUGUCAAAGAAUUUGUAGACGUGUGAUCUUUUCUAGUUAAAUGUUGAUGUUGACAUCAAUAAUCUAAUUGGGUUAGGUUGGAUGUUUUUGCCCCAAACAAUUGUGCUGGAGCAGAUUGAAGUGUGCGUACUGUACUUGCGCAAUUGCUGUCUACUGUACUUAUCAUUACCAUACAGUACACAUGCACUAAAAAUGGAAUUUUAUCACUGUAGGAUCCAUAUCAUGUGUGUACAGCAAUUACCCGUUUCUUGACACACAAUUAGAAGUCUGAAAAUAAUUUGGAUUAGAAAGACAUUAUUCAAAAAUAUACUAAAAUUGUUGAUAGAAUCCAGAAAAAAUACUCUCUCCCAGUCUAGAAAGAGUGCUGCACGCAGUCUACCUAGAUAUCUAGAUGGAAACUGCCAUGUGUACUGGUGUGUAAGAGUGGAUACUUGUGGGAUAAAUAACAGGUGUAUCUCUGUCGUUAAUUACAAUAGGUUGCAGCUUUCUCCCAUGCGUACAUGUGAACGUUCUAUAGAUAAUCACGUAAUGUAGUGUUCUAGAAUGCUCCUGCGUUAAGGUAUCUGUAGGUGCCAGUAGAUCUCCCUUCUGCUGACCAGGCUAGUAUUGCUGUAGGAAGGGUCACAUGACUCUGAUCCAGGUAACAGAACGAUCCGCGCCCACCUGACCCUGCCAUAUUAAAAGCGAGAGUACGGUUACCCUUGUGUCAUUUGAUGAGUCGCACGUAGAUUAAAUUAGCCUGGAAUAUCUGGUUAUCUGGAAUGAGUAAUCAUUGUCAUACUCGUGCGACACCAUGCCGUCUGCAUAAGGCACAUUACGCCCACAUGAGAUAGCUUACAUCUUUUUCUAAAGAAAAAAUGACAUUUUACAGCAGCUCACCCCAAAGUGCUGUUGGAGUGAUGGUGGUGGCCCCAGGUGCCAGUUUUUGCCCAGCAGCAGUUAGUGUCCCUGUCUGAGGUGUUGGUGAGAGAUCUGGCAGCUGGGCGUUAGAGCCUCCCUCUGUCAGAGUGUUACAGGCAGACCUACCACCUGUUUAUGGAGCUUGCAUGAUACUAUUUCAGUGUCACAAAGUGUUGUUAACAGUGUUGUGCUAAAUAUGUGGAAAUAAAUUAACUCCUAAGCA
This is a messenger RNA of Pseudophryne corroboree (corroboree frog), 7891 nucleotides long. RefSeq names its product kinase D interacting substrate 220 (gene KIDINS220). Lineage: Eukaryota; Metazoa; Chordata; Amphibia; Anura; Myobatrachidae. Gene Ontology annotation, biological process: nerve growth factor signaling pathway. The record is from RefSeq and is a predicted model, not a curated record. The coding region runs from base 161 to 5479 and encodes 1772 amino acids. Gene Ontology annotation, molecular function: PDZ domain binding; protein kinase regulator activity. The transcript has 31 exons.